UUGUGGGCGUGGCCGAGACCGGCGCACUAUGGGGGCGUGGGGAUAAUGUGCUAUUCGCGAAGGGCACUUACGUUGUCCCGGCUGCGCAAAUCCUUGUCAGACGGGGAGACUUACGUCAAAGAACUGGAGAGAGCUGCUUUUUUUUUUUUUUUUUUUUUUUUACGGGCGAUCGAUCGCUCUCUCCCUGCUUCCCUGUUCCCAGGUGAGGUCAACUGGAUCAGGACAGGAGGACAGAGGGAAGGAGCAAGUGACAGGAGAGCUAUGGCCGGCAAGGAGAACGAGCUGUGCGAGAGCCUCAUUAUCUGGUUACAGACGUUCAACACUAGCGCUCCAUGUAAGACUAUCGGGGACCUCAGCAGCGGCGUCACUAUGGCACAGAUCCUUCACCAAAUAAUUAUUGUCCAUACUGUGCCAUAUAGAGCUGAUCACACAGACCUGUUGUCUCCUACCCAUAGCGACAGCUCACACUUCGAUGAUUCCUGGCUGGCUCGUAUUAAAGAGGACGUGGGAGAUAAUCGAAGGAUAAAGAUCAAUAACCUAAAGAAGAUCCUGCAGAGAAUUGUGGAUUAUUACCAUGAGGUUCUAGGUCAACCAGUCUCGGAAUACCUCCUUCCUGACCUCAGCCAGAUUGCAGAACACUCUGACUCCAGAGAGAUGGGGCGCUUCCUGCAGCUCAUUUUGGGGUGCGCUAUUAACUGUGACCAGAAAGAAGAACACAUCCAGAUAAUAAUGACCCUGGAAGAGUCCGUGCAGCACGUAGUUAUGACUGCCAUCCAGGAGCUGAUGAGUAAAGACAGUGUGGACUCUCCAACUAUAGAGUCGCCCGGAGAUCUAGAACUGCAGAUGAAGAGAACUUUGGAAUUACUUCAUGAAGCUGUAGCAGAAAAAGAGGAACUGAAGCAAAGGUGCCGGGAGCUGGACCUUCAGGUGGCCGGCCUCCAGGAGGAAAGGAACAGUUUACUGGCUGAGAACGAGUUCCAGAAUGAAAGGCUAAACCAGUUAGAUCCCUUUGACGAGUCCAGCACAGUGGUGACAAAGAAAUAUUUCCAGAUACAGCUGGAUCAGUUACAGGAGGAGAAUUACAGACUGGAAGCGGCGAAGGAUGAAUACCGGGCUCACUGCGAGCUGCUGGAGAAACAGCUGAUAGAGACGCAGAACAGGAACGACGAGUUGGCUAAUGUGGCUGAGGAAUCCAGGGCGCUGAAAGAUGAGAUAGAUGUUCUCAGAGCCACCGCUGACAAGGCCACUAAGCUGGAGUCCACGAUGGAAUCGUACCGGAAGAAGCUGGAGGACUUCAACGACCUGCGCAGACAAGUGAAGUCCCUGGAGGACACCAACCUAAUGUACAUGCACAAUACAGUGAGCCUGGAGGAGGAUCUGAAGAAAGCCAGCGCCGCGCGCACUCAGCUGGAGACUUAUAAGCGGCAGGUCCAGGAUCUACACACUAAGCUUUCCAUGGAAACAAAACGAGCUGACACCCUGGCGUAUGACAUGAGCCGGCUACAGGAGAAGCAGGACGCUCUUGUGAAAGAAAAAGAGAGGCUGAUCAUCCAGCGUGACGCCCUGAAGGAAACCAACGAGGAGCUGAGAUGUUCCCUGGUACAGCAAGAUCACCUUAAUCAGUCUGGGGAAUCUGGUUUCAAAAGCAAAGACAACCUUGCAGCAGAACUCCUGCCGGUGGAAUAUCGGGAGAUGUUUAUUAGACUCCAGCAUGAGAAUAAGAUGCUGCGUGUGCAACAGGAAGGUUCGGAAAACAAGCACAUCGCAGAUCUGCAGGUGCAGCUGGAGGAGAAACAGCGGAAAAUGAGCGAGCUGGAGACCGAGAACCGGCUAACCCUGGGUCGCGUGGAAGAGUUACAGCUGCAAAUUGCAGAUCUGCAGAAGACCUUACAGAACCAGGGAACAGAAGCAGAAGGCACAGGAUCCAACACACUGAAAAUGAAAAUAGAAGCACAGAUGGAAAAGUUGAAAGAGGUUAAUGAUGCUUUGGAGACCAAGAAGGAAUUACUGGAUGAUCUCAAGCCGGAUGCAGAUCAGAGUGCUCAGCGAAUUGAGGAGCUGGAGGCCGCACUGCACAAGAAGGACGAGGACAUGAAAGCAAUGGAGGAUCGAUAUAAGAUUUAUCUGGAAAAAGCAAGAAAUGUAAUAAAGACUUUAGAUCCUAAAUUAAACCCAGCCUCAGCGGAGAUUAUGUUACUGAGGAAGCAGAUGACAGAGAAAGACCGCAGGAUCGAAAUCUUGGAGAGGGACUGUGCGCAGGCAAAGCUACGUGAAUACGAGGAGCAGCUCAUAGUGACGGCAUGGUAUAACAAGAGCAUCGAGCACCAGAAACUGGCCAUGGAGUCUCGCUUGGCUGGACGGGGAGGAAGAGAUUCUGGGGCAGGUUCCUCGGGAAGAUCCUUCCUGGCUCAGCAGCGCCAUGUCACUAACAGCAGGAGGAGCGCAGCCGUCACCGUGCAUUCCGCCUCUCCUAAUUAAGGUGCAGAAGACACGACGUACACACUGAAGUGCACUUACAAGUAUUUUAUCUGGAAAAAACCCUGGUAGUUUUUUGAAAGAGAAGGCGAUGCAGGUCAUCGGCUCGCGUCUCCCCCUUAUGGACGUUUUCUCAUGAAAUUCAUUUGACAUACGCAACCCGCCGACUAAUUCUAAGUCCAUGGGGUUUUUUUUUUGUUUUUCAUGGGAUUUCUUAAAAACAGAAUAUAUAUAUUUAUGUCAUAAUAUGUAUUGUAUAUAAGGAUACUGAGAGAAUAUAUUUGGACUCUGUA
Messenger RNA from Pseudophryne corroboree (corroboree frog), 2768 nucleotides. It is a transcript of the gene HOOK1, whose product is annotated as hook microtubule tethering protein 1. Gene Ontology annotation, biological process: cytoskeleton-dependent intracellular transport; cytoplasmic microtubule organization. The record is from RefSeq and is a predicted model, not a curated record. The transcript is spliced from 22 exons. Lineage: Eukaryota; Metazoa; Chordata; Amphibia; Anura; Myobatrachidae. Gene Ontology annotation, cellular component: centrosome; cytoplasm. Gene Ontology annotation, molecular function: dynein light intermediate chain binding; microtubule binding. Bases 46 to 2478 code for a protein of 810 amino acids.